AUGAAGUCAUUUUUGCUUUGCUUUCUUUUUAUGCUAAUCGUAAUCUGCACAGACCCGAAAUUUUUAGGUGCUCUAGAGAAACAACUGCCGUGCGAUUUGCGGGAAACGGAACAUGGAAGCGUGUGUGUUUGCAAUAGCACCUACUGCGAUUAUCUGGAACAGCCCCAACUGACUGAUAACUCCCAGAUUGUGGUGAUUAGUUCCAGCAAGAAUGGCUUACGCUUCAAGAAGACAACAGGGUAUAUCUCAGAAGAAAACCCCCUAACAGUGGAUGAUAUACAGUUCACUGAUGAGGACGUGGAUCCUGAGCCCCGUGCCUGGUUCCAGUUGACCAAUAUUUCACAACGCCUGUUUUUCAAUACCAACACAAAAACACUUCGUAUAUCCGUGAGACGAGAGCAGCAAUUUCAGAAUAUCUCCAUUUUUGGUGGAGCCCUAACAGGAGCAGUCUCUUAUUUACUCAAGGACUUGCCAGAAGAGCUUCAGGAUCAUAAAUACAGAUCCUAUUACCAUCCCGAUGGAAUUGCCUACAACAGUGUGCGAAUGUCGAUAGGAGGUUCUGACUUUGACUUAGAACCUUGGGCCUACAACGAGUGGCCCCGUGAUGAUCCUAAAUUAACUAACUUUACUUCCCUUGAUCCGAGGGAUCUGCAGAAAGUCGAACAGCUAAGGCGCUUAAAGACUGUUGGUCAGCUGGAUGAACUGAAGAUCAUGGGUGCCGCCUGGAGUGCUCCACGCUGGAUGAAGACCAACAAUCGAUGGACAGGAUUUGGUCAUCUGAAAUCGGAAUAUUACCAGACCUGGGCUAACUACCACCUCAAAUUUCUCGAACUCAUGCGGUCUGAAAAUUUGCCCAUUUGGGCCAUAUCCACUGGGAAUGAGCCGCUUAACGGUGUCAUCGCCUUCUUCAUUGUGCACUUCAUAUGCAUGGGCUGGAGGCCCUCGCAGCAGGCUAUUUGGCUGAGCGACAAUCUAGGACCGACCAUCAGGAACUCAGCGGAGAGCAAGGUGCUCAUCUUUGGCGACGACGACCAGCGGUACACGUUUCCCUCAUGGUUCAGAGAGAUGCGCUCAGCCCGCAACGAUUCGAUGUCAUAUUUGGAUGGUCUGGCAGUUCACUGGUACUUUGAUGAUUUUUUUGCGCCAGAACUCAUUGACAUGGCGCACACGGAUAUGCCGAAUAAGAUGAUAUUGAACACGGAGUCCUGCAUCGGGGAAAAAUUCUGGCAGACACGUGGUCCCAUGCUGGGAGCCUGGCAUCGCGGAGAUGCCUACAUGAGGGCCUAUACCCAGGAUCUGAGGCACUACGUCAAUGGCUGGCUGGACUGGAAUCUUGUGCUGGACGAACAGGGCGGUCCCAACUACGCGAAGAACUUCGUGGAUGCUCCGAUCAUUGUGAAUGCCACGAGUCGCAGUGAGAUAUAUAAACAGCCGAUCUUCUAUGCCAUCGGGCACUUCUCCAAGUUCCUGCCGCCGCAUUCGGUGCGCAUCGAGACGCGAAUCGAGAACCAGGGCAGUCCCUUCACCCAACUCAGUGUCGUGGGCUUCCAGCGACCAGACGGCAGUGUGGCGUUGAUCAUAUACAAUGGCCAGAACCUGCCGGUAGAUGUGGCCCUCAAUGAUAGCCAGCGAGGACCGAUCAACCUCCGCCUGCCGCCGCGCUCCUGGCACACGGUGCUCUACAAAUGA
This is a messenger RNA of Drosophila takahashii, 1689 nucleotides long. The record is from RefSeq and is a predicted model, not a curated record. Lineage: Eukaryota; Metazoa; Arthropoda; Insecta; Diptera; Drosophilidae.